AAAAUAUAAAACCUCAGAGCUGCAGCCUACAGGAACAUAUAACAUGUAGCCCCAUUUGCUCCCUAUAUAAAUUACAACCCCAUCCGAAAGGGAUUACAAAAUCUGAGUUUUCCUCAUAACCUCACCCCUUGAUAUCUUUCAUUCAAGCAUUGCAGAGUGGACACGUUUUUCUUACUUUUCUAGAUUAUACAAGGGUGUUUUGAGUGAUGGCGGAUAUCAGUGACCAAGCCUUUGAGCUUAUUGUAAAGAAAGAAGAACCAACUCUGGUGCCUCCUGAAUCCGAAACGGAGAAGGGCCUGUACUACCUCUCGAACCUGGACCAGAACAUUGCGGUCAUAGUCCGAACCAUGUACUGCUUCAAGUCGGAUUCAAAAGGGAACGAAGAAGCUGCGGAAGUCAUAAAGAAAGCAUUAUCAAAAAUUCUUGUUCACUAUUACCCUUUUGCAGGAAAGUUAACUAUCAGCACAGAAGGGAAGCUGAUUAUCGAUUGCACAGGAGACGGUGCUAUGUUUGUUGAAGCUGAAGCCAACUGCGAAAUGGAAAAGAUAGGUGACACAACAAAGCCUGAUCCUAAGACUCUUGGGAAUCUAGUUCAUGAUAUUCCUGGUGCCAAGAACAUACUUGAGAUUCCUCUUUUGACAGUUCAGGUGACUAAAUUCACAUGCGGAGGGUUUGCUCUAGGGCUAUGUAUCAACCAUUGUACGUCCGAUGGUAUCUCCGUAAUGGAAUUUAUCAACUCAUGGGGUGAUAGCGCAAGAGGCUUGCAGCUCAAGGUUGUGCCAUUUCUCGACAGAAACAUACUCAAACCCAGAAACCCACCAAAGAUAGAGUUUUCUCAUGAUGAAUUCUUUCAGAUCGAAGACAUAUCUGAAAACUACAAGCUCUAUGAGGAAGAAGAACUGCUAUACAGCGCCUUCUGUUUCAACCCUGAGAAGCUCGAAAAGCUGAAGAAAAUGGCCAUGGAAGAUGGGGUUCUUGAAAACUGCACAACAUUUAAAGCGCUCUCUGCCUUUGUGUGGAGAGCUAGAACUAAGGCCUUGAGAAUGAGACCAGAUCAAAAAACGAAGCUCCUUUUCGCCGUUGAUGGGCGCUCAAAACUUGAGCCACCAGUACCAGAAGGGUUAUUUGGGAAUGCAAUUUUGUUGACGCAUGCAAUGUGCAGUGCUGGGGAGUUACUGGAAAAUCCGCUUUCAUUUGCAGUUGGGUUAGUUGAUAAGGCGGUUAAAAUGGUGACGAGCAGUUACAUGAGGUCGGUGGUCGAUUACUUUGAAGUGACAAGAGCUAGGCCUUCUUUGGCAGCAACCCUUUUGAUAACAGCUUGGUCCAAGCUAAGUUUCCACACAACUGACUUUGGCUGGGGAGAGCCUGUGUUUUCAGGGCCGGUGGGUUUGCCUGAGAAGGAAGUAAGUUUGUUUCUACCUCAUGGAGAAGAUAGGAAAAGCAUACAUGUGCUUUUGGGUUUGCCAGCUUCUGCUAUGGAGAUCUUUGAAGAUCUGACGAGGCAGAUUUAAGGGGGAAAAACUUAAUUACAUACACCUGGGUGUGUGGCAUCUCAGACUAAUAAUACAAUGUCAUAUAUAUUUCAAUUAUCCCACGUGAUAUUGUAUUAUUAGUUCCAUAUGCCACAAUGACAUUCUGGAGUGUAGUCUAUCUUGAUUUAAGGAGAACGAGAACCAAUAAUAUUAAAAACCCUAAUCCAAAACCAAGAUUUGAAGAAAGAAAUCUUGGGAAUAAAAGGGUGGUAGUAGAAAGAAAUUGCAAGUUUAUCGUGCAUAUUCGCAACUUCAUAUCUAUUUUAUGUGUUUCAUGUUGUCAGGCCAACAUUUGAAUCAGAUUUUCUUUUCAAUAACAUCUACCAUUUGCUUGUACUCAUCAUAUCCAUACCAUUAAUAACUAAGAAAGCUUCAUUUUGUAGCAAACA
This is a messenger RNA of Malus domestica (apple), 1921 nucleotides long. Its product is annotated as omega-hydroxypalmitate O-feruloyl transferase-like. Lineage: Eukaryota; Viridiplantae; Streptophyta; Magnoliopsida; Rosales; Rosaceae. Gene Ontology annotation, molecular function: acyltransferase activity, transferring groups other than amino-acyl groups. The record is from RefSeq and is a predicted model, not a curated record.